Messenger RNA from Aedes albopictus (Asian tiger mosquito), 1973 nucleotides. Its product is annotated as zinc finger MYND domain-containing protein 11. The record is from RefSeq and is a predicted model, not a curated record. NCBI's taxonomy places the organism in Eukaryota, Metazoa, Arthropoda, Insecta, Diptera, Culicidae. Gene Ontology annotation, cellular component: nucleus. Gene Ontology annotation, molecular function: transcription corepressor activity. Gene Ontology annotation, biological process: regulation of signal transduction; regulation of transcription elongation by RNA polymerase II.
UCGCACCGUUCGCAUUCCACAUCUUUUUUGUUUUGUUUUUUUUUUUCGGAUCGUUUUCGUUUUCCACUGUUUUUCAGAACGCCCUCCUGACCAGGACGCGAGUCGUGCAGAUUUCGUCGUGAUCUUUUUUGAGCAAUGGCGACAAACGCGCCAAACUGCUUCUGAAUAUUUUGCGAGUUAGGCGUUUUUCUUGGAAAACAAUUGUGGGAAUCAACGUGGUGUUACAUUGCAAAAAACAACGCAAAAGUUCGGCCGAUUGCAGCGAAGAAGCAGAAGAUGGAGCGCUACCACCGGCAAACUCCGCUCAAAGUGCUCAAGUCCAUGUGGCUGGCGAUUCGGGAGUCACCUGGACAGGAAAUCGAGCACACCCGGCUGGUGAAGCAGUUACAGAAGAUAUUCACAGCGGCGGGAGAUCAAAUCGAAUCCUAUGUGACCAAUGCCGUUGUGGACAACUUAAUCCAGGUGGUGGACAACCCGAAGCGUCCGAAACCCAAAUCGGUGUACCAUUACACCUUGCCGGAUAUAACGGAUUUUCGAUUCCCGGAUGAACAUCCGGAUGUAUACUGCUACGAGUGCCAUUUGGAGGGUAACGUCCGGAAGUGCAACGACUGCCACCGGGUGUUCCACAGGGAAUGUGUCAAAACGUUGGCCCAAAAACACGCCAAAAUGGAGGAAUUCGUGACCAAGUACAAGCGUGUGAUCAUUUCCGAUUUUGGUCUUCUAGGACCUGCGACACAUCCAUUAGCAAACAAUGUGGCGACGCCUCCGGUUGAUGCCAACGAGAAUCACACGUUGUCGUCGGACGACGUCCCACUUGCUAAAAUCAAAGCCGAGUUGGACAUUAAACAGGAAGAGGACUGCAAACCGGAUCUGGCAUCUACGUCUUUGACGUCGGAUGAACCGCAGUUCGUCGGAGUGGUACGGCAGGCCGAUCGGCGCUUGGGAGAGCGUUUGAACACUCCGACAAUUAAGCCGGAGGACAAUGGAGGAGGAAGCGGUGGCAAUAUAAUGGAUAGUGAAGACUUUAUCCAAAACUACUGUUAUCCGUGCCGGCAGAUGCGAGGCAAUUUAUACAACACGCCACCGAGCAUGAGCAGAGGAGAGCUCAACUAUUUGCUGCAGUUUGUAUACGAGGAGUACAAAUCAUGGCUUCCACAUGAUACCUACGCGCCUACACGGCUCUUUAAUAAUCGUCCUCGCAUUUCUGAAGUGGUGGACAACAUGGACUUGUGCAAAAAACUUCUGCUGCGCCGGCCCAUUUCCAUGGACACAAUCCAUCAGAAGAUCGAAGACUGCAAAUACGAACGGCUGGAGGAGUUUUGUGCGGACAUUUUGGAUAUAGCCCAUAAUAUCGGGGUCAUUCACGGGGCCACCUCACUCGAGUACAACGCUGUGAUGUACUUUGUCACAGACUGCGUCUACGAUUUGUUCGAGAUCCGUCAGUGUCCGGAUUGCUUCAGGCACUCCAACGAAAAAGCCGAACCGGAUUGGUUCGCCAGACCAUGCAACACACGUCAUGAACUGGUGUUCGCCAAACACAAGGGAUAUCAGUAUUGGCCGGCGAAGGUCAUCCGGGUGGUGAACAACAAGUACGAUGUUCGCUUCUUCGGCGAUAAACAUUCCCGAGCCGUUGUCGACACAGCGUUUGUCAAAUCCAUCGACACGGACCUGGUGACGCUGAAAAUCAAUCCCAAAAAGCCCGGUUUCCAGAAAUCGAUGGAAGAGCUGCAUAAGCACCUGGCGUUGGGAUCCCUUCCUAAGGACCACUAUGCGUACGGAAAUCAACCGGCUGGACCGAUCGACGUGAUGCUCCGGAAUGCCGGUAUCGGGCCAAUUAUUUUCACGAGUACUCCGAUUCCGGUGCCGGGCCAGAAAAAACGUGGCCGAAAGAGCAAGAGGAUAGUGGAUUUAGCUAGCGAUGAUACCAGUUCGGCGUCUGAAUCGUUUGACCAAUUGUCGCUGCAAAGCUCCAG